This is a messenger RNA of Emericellopsis atlantica, 462 nucleotides long. Its product is annotated as mediator complex, subunit Med11. The record is from RefSeq and is a predicted model, not a curated record. Gene Ontology annotation, biological process: regulation of transcription by RNA polymerase II. NCBI's taxonomy places the organism in Eukaryota, Fungi, Ascomycota, Sordariomycetes, Hypocreales, Bionectriaceae. Bases 1 to 462 code for a protein of 153 amino acids. Gene Ontology annotation, molecular function: transcription coregulator activity. The transcript has a single exon. Gene Ontology annotation, cellular component: mediator complex.
AUGGGCGAUGAGCCCGUCGACAUCCACAAACCAUUUACAGUCGAGGAAAACAUCCGCCAGCUCAACGCGAUCGACCAAUCGAUUGUACAAUUGAUGAACCACACUGCCAAUGCUCUGAACGCUGUGUCGAUGCCCCACGCCGCAUCGGAAGUCGACGUCGCGUCACAAAAGCAAGGACUUCAGGAUGCAACUGAUGCAUUCCUCGAUGCUCUGAACAGCGUGGAGGUCCGGAUGAAGCGGCAGAUCAUGGCACUAGAGGAGGCUGGAAUUGUGAACCUCAAACCUGCGGCCAAGGGAACCAAAGUUUCGUUGAAGCCAGAUGGCAUGGGCAACGUGGGCAAAUUGGACAUUGGCUGGCUGAACAGUCGGGGGAACAAGGUGGAGCGGGAGAUGGAGGCUGAAUUGUGGUCAAAGGCGAAAGACUACCUCGAGAAAGAGAGCGAAACCUUGAAGAAGGCUUGA